Molecule: messenger RNA, 1721 nt
Organism: Hyalella azteca
Lineage: Eukaryota; Metazoa; Arthropoda; Malacostraca; Amphipoda; Hyalellidae
Product: phosphate carrier protein, mitochondrial
Exons: 6
Coding region: 94-1161 (355 amino acids)
Biological process (GO): mitochondrial phosphate ion transmembrane transport
Cellular component (GO): mitochondrial inner membrane
Molecular function (GO): phosphate transmembrane transporter activity
Source: RefSeq, a predicted model, not a curated record
GUACUUUCAAGAGCGCCUUACGAAACUUGGUAAUAGCAGACCUUCGAGUGCUGUCUCUUUAGCCGGUUGGCCUGCGCCAUAUUACAAAUUAAAAUGUUUAGUGGAUUUUGGGACACAUCCAAGAAGUCUCCUUUUGGUGGAGCUGUGUGCACUACACUCAAGGCAGAAAAUGAAGCCAAAAGUAGCAGACAACUUGUCAGUGGACGCAACAUUGCAGCUGCUGCAACUCCAGAUGAGGUUGAGUUUGGUUCAACCAAAUAUUUCGUUUUGUGUGGCUUUGGAGGUCUCCUGAGUUGCGGUGUCACUCACACCGGCAUUGUACCCUUGGAUCUUGUUAAGUGCCGCAUUCAGGUCGAUCCUGCCAAGUACAAAGGCAUCUUCAAUGGCUUCAAGGUGACAAUCGCCGAAGACGGCGCCCGAGGCUUGGCCAAAGGAUGGGCGCCCACUCUGAUUGGCUACUCCAUGCAAGGCGUCUGCAAGUUUGGCUUCUAUGAAGUCUUCAAGAACAUGUACGCCAACAUUCUUGGUGAAGAGAAUGCUUACAUCUACAGAACUUCCCUUUACCUGGCUGCGUCCGCUUCAGCCGAGUUCUUUGCUGAUAUUGCCUUGUCACCCAUGGAGGCUGUUAAGGUGCGCAUCCAAACUAAGCCUGGCUUCGUGAGCACUCUCCGCGCUGGGGCUCCCAUCAUCUACAGGGAGGAGGGUCUGUGGGGCUUCUACAAAGGCCUUGUGCCUUUGUGGUGCCGGCAGAUCCCCUACACGAUGAUGAAGUUUGCCUGCUUCGAGAAGACCGUCGAGCUCCUUUACCGCUACGUGGUGCCUAAGCCAAGAGACGACUGCACCAAGGGCGAGCAGUUGGUCGUGACCUUUGCUGCAGGUUACAUCGCCGGUGUCUUCUGUGCCAUCGUGUCGCAUCCUGCCGAUACCAUCGUCUCGAAACUGAACCAGGCUAAGGGAUCUUCUGCUGUGGGUGUUGCCAAGCAGCUUGGAUUCAUGGGACUGUGGAAGGGACUGUUCGCGCGUAUCAUCAUGAUCGGUACGCUGACGGCAGCACAAUGGUUCAUCUAUGACGCCGUCAAAGUGGCUCUUCACCUGCCUCGACCCCCGCCACCCGUGAUGCCGGAGUCACUUAGGUUAAAACUUGAAGCUAAGCAGGCUUAAGUAUUUUCAGCAGCAGGCUGACUGGUUUCGGACUGUCCAGCUUAUUAGCGGCGGGUAGUCCAAAUGAGAUAAUUUCCGAUUAAUUAAUAUCGCUUUCUUUUCUUUUAUCCGUGAAACAUUUUUUUCUUACAAGUGGGAACGUCUUACAACCCUGCUGAAAAUUUACCCUCGAGAAACCUACUUUCAGGGUAUAUUCCGCUCACGCAAAUUACUACAGAUUGGUCGCAUGUUUAAGUUCUGCAUUCACAACAAUACUUCAUGCAAGAAAAAUAACUUUAAUUUUCCUUCCGGCUAAAGUAUAGUUUCAGAUGAUAUUUCGCUGGAAACCAUUAAUACUGAGAAUUCAGUUCAUUAUCGUAUUUACUAUGACUUACCCUCAACCGGUUCUUGCAGCGACCAUUUUCAUGUUUACAAAUUAUUUUUUAUCAGUAAUUUUUUAGUAUCCCAAUGCAAUGCCUUCAUUUUGUACAUAAACAACAAUCGCCCUGUGUAAAUUUCAGAGUUUCGCUCAUGAAACAGAAUUUAUGGAUACUACCUAUCGAAUAAAAAAUCAAUUAUUA